Messenger RNA from Drosophila ficusphila, 792 nucleotides. RefSeq lists its product as uncharacterized. Lineage: Eukaryota; Metazoa; Arthropoda; Insecta; Diptera; Drosophilidae. The record is from RefSeq and is a predicted model, not a curated record. The coding region runs from base 74 to 628 and encodes 184 amino acids. The transcript has 3 exons.
UUCUUUAGACUCGGUCACACUGUUUUUAAAAACAACAAGCAACCAUAAAAAAAUUGGGGAAAUAUUUACAAUUAUGAAGUCUGAAAAACUGAAAAGAAACUUUUGGGUUUCCGCUGAGAUAGAAUGCAUGCUCGACUUGAUAAAGGAAGUUAAUAACUGCCAAGGAGCCUUGUCUACAAGCACAACACAAUAUACAUUUAUCCAAAUUGCAAACCAAAUGAAGAAACGAGGAUUUCCGAAUAAAUCGCCCACACAAAUCCGAAGAAAGUGGUUUCAAAUGAAGAGUGCUUAUCUAUGCUAUAAGAAGGGCAAAGUUGAUCGGCUAUUUCUAAUCCCCGAGAAAUUUCGUAAUGUUAUCGCCCAGUUUGUUGAAAGUGGUGAAAAAAUUGGACGUUCGAACUUGUCAACAAUUUCGACAGGAACUCCGGCUAUAAUGCAACAAAGCCAAGAAGUUCUUUCAGAUGAAGACACUUCUGUCAUGGAUAAAUUCUUUAAUCAAAUCAGAAGGAACAAUAAAAUGAUCAAUUCUGAGUAUCUUAAGUUGGAGGAAUCAUUACAGCAAUAUGAGCAAAAAUGUCAAUUCAUUCGAGACAGGAAUCUCAUAAAUCUUAUAGAUAUUUAUAGUUAAUUCGAUUUCUGUUAUUAAAUUAGGAUAAAUUGUCUUUAAAAUAUUUCAUAGAAUUAAAUAAUCUGUAAUACAAACAAGGCAAUGAAAAAACCUUGAUUUUAUUUAACUAAAAUAAAUAAAUAAAAAAAAUGUAUAGUUUAGAAAUAUUUUUAAACAAAUGAAAA